AUGUCUGACGAUGAAGUGACAGAGAAAAUGGCUAAUGCCAAAAUUGGAAAAUUAUCGAGAAAAGAUCUCAAAAAGUUGGCGAAAAAAGCAGAAUAUGAUAGAGAAAUUCUUUCCAUGGGAGGAAAAAUUCAAGAUGCCGUUGAAGCUGAUGCUGAUGCGGAACAUAUUGAAGGUGGAGGGAUCGGUUCAGGUGCAAAUUUGGGUGAGCAAUUUACUGUUUCCCAAACUGCUAAAAGUCAUCAGCAAAUGGUGAAUAUUGAAAACAGUAUGGAUAUAAAGGUGGAAAAUUUUGAUAUCGCUGCCCAAGGAAAACUGCUUUUUAACAAAGCUAACUUAACAAUUAGUUAUGGCCGUCGCUAUGGCUUAGUGGGACCUAACGGAAUGGGUAAAACAACUUUGUUGAAACAUAUCGGAGCUAGAAAGUUAGCCAUUCCUUCGCAUAUAGAUCUUUUAUAUUGCGAGCAAGAGAUUGCUGUUGAUAGCACUUCGGCUAUUGAUACUGUUGUAAAGUCUGAUAAAGUUCGCUUGGCUUUAUUGGAUGAAGAGGCUGCUCUGACCGCUAAAUUGGAGGAGGGUGAUACAAGCAUAACGGGAAGAUUACAAGAAGUUUCUCAAGAGCUUAGAGACAUUGGAGCCGACGCCGCAGAACCAAAAGCGAGAAGAAUAUUAGCUGGUUUGGGAUUCAACAAAGUGAUGCAAGAGAAAGCAGUUCAAGAUUUCUCCGGAGGAUGGCGGAUGAGAAUAUCAUUAGCUCGUGCUCUGUUCCUGGAACCUACUUUACUCAUGCUGGAUGAACCGACCAACCACUUAGAUCUCAAUGCUGUUAUUUGGCUUGAUAAUUAUCUUCAAACUUGGAAAAAAACUUUGCUCAUUGUUUCCCACGAUCAAGGAUUCUUGGAUAGUGUGUGCUCAGACAUUAUCCAUUUAGACGAUCAACAACUGCAUUACUACAAGGGAAACUAUACUCUUUUCAAGAAAAUGUAUGUUCAAAAGCUGAAGGAGCAGGUGAAAGCUUAUGAAAUGCAGCAGAAAGCCCUUGUUGCUGCUAAGAAAUCGGGAAAGUCUGCCAAGCAGGCUGAAGAAGAAAUCAAGCAAAAAAUGCUGAAUAAACAAAACAAGCAAACCAAAAGCAAAAAAGGUUCUGCAUCAAUGGGUGAUGAAGGUGAUGCUCCUCCUCCACAACUUAUUCAGAAAGCGAAAGAAUAUUUGGUCAAGUUUGCAUUUCCCGAUCCUUCUCCUCUUCCUCCUCCUGUAUUAGGCCUUCAUGAUGUUUCUUUCCAAUAUGGUGAUAAUGUAUUGUUCAAAAACGUUGAGUUUGGCGUUGACAUGGAGUCACGUAUAGCUGUUGUAGGGCCAAAUGGUGUUGGCAAAUCUACUUUAUUGAAGCUUUUAGUCGGUAAAAUAGAACCAACAUCGGGAGAGUUCAGAAAGCAUAGACAGUUGAGAAUCGGAUGGUUCGAUCAGCAUGCCAAUGAAGCUCUCAAUAUGGAGAUGACUCCCGUUGAGUAUUUGACAGUGAAGUUCCAAAUAAACUAUCAAGAUGCUCGUAAGCAUUUGGGAACCACAGGAUUGGCCGGUCACGCACACACAGUAAAAAUAAAAGAUCUCUCUGGUGGGCAAAAGUCUAGAGUCGCUCUAGCUCAGUUAGUUUUAAGCGCUCCAGAUCUUCUAGUCUUAGACGAACCCACUAACAAUUUGGAUAUUGAGUCUAUCGAUGCUUUGGCAUCUGCUAUCGAAGAAUUCGGAGGAGGAGUUAUAAUGGUCACUCACGACGAACGUUUGAUUCGGAAAACUAGCUGUAGUCUGUGGGUGGUAGAGGAUCAUAACAUUGCCGAAAUUGAUGGCGGUUUUGAUGAUUAUAAGAGAGAAGUUUUGGAUGCUUUGGGUGAAACAUUGGCAUCGCCAGCGCACUGA
Molecule: messenger RNA, 1914 nt
Organism: Auanema sp. JU1783
Lineage: Eukaryota; Metazoa; Nematoda; Chromadorea; Rhabditida; Rhabditidae
Source: the annotation of a GenBank genome assembly